AUGUGCCCCCCCGCCGACGCCCCCAUCGAGAACGCCGACCAGGAAAUGGUCGCCAUUGACACCACCACCCCCCACAUCAGCGAUACUUCCGCCAGCAACGUCAACAGCACGAACGGCACCGCUGCCGCCCAGCCCCCACCUGUCAAGGCCCACAAGGGCGUAUACGGCCGUGCCUCAGACUUCUUGAGCAACACUUCCAACUGGAAGAUCAUUGAAUCUACAUUGCGGGAAGGCGAGCAGUUCGCCAACGCCUUCUUCUCCCUCGAGACCAAGAUCAAGAUCGCUAAGAUGCUUGAUGAAUUUGGUGUCGAGUACAUCGAGCUCACCUCCCCCGCCGCCUCUCCCGAAUCUCGUGCUCACUGCGAGGCCAUCUGCAACCUUGGCUUGAAGAGGACCAAGAUCCUGACCCACAUUCGAUGCCACAUGGACGAUGCUCGUUUGGCUGUGGAGACUGGUGUUGACGGUGUGGACGUUGUCAUUGGCACCUCCUCUUUCCUGAGAGAACACUCUCACGGCAAGGACAUGACUUGGAUCACCAAGAAGGCCAUCGAAGUCAUCGAGUUUGUCAAGUCCAAGGGUAUCGAGAUCCGAUUCUCUUCGGAAGACUCUUUCCGAUCUGAGCUUGUUGACUUGCUCUCCAUCUACCGAACUGUCGACAAGAUCGGCGUGAACCGUGUCGGUGUCGCUGACACAGUCGGCUGUGCCGAUGCUCGACAAGUAUACGACCUCGUUAGAACGCUGAGAGGCGUCGUCAGCUGUGACAUUGAAACUCACUUCCACAAUGACACUGGAUGUGCUAUCGCCAACGCCUAUGCUGCUCUCGAGGCCGGUGCCACCCACGUCGACACCUCCAUUCUUGGUAUCGGUGAGCGAAACGGUAUCACUCCUCUCGGCGGUCUCAUCGCCCGAAUGAUGGUCGCCGACCCCGAUUACGUCAAGAGCAAGUACAACCUCUCCAUGCUCCGAGAGCUUGAGAACACUGUCGCCGAAGCUGUAGAGAUUCAAGUUCCUUUCAACAACUACAUCACUGGUUUCUGUGCUUUCACUCACAAGGCCGGUAUCCACGCCAAGGCCAUUCUCGCCAACCCCUCCACCUAUGAAAUUUUGAACCCCGCCGACUUUGGUAUGACCCGAUAUGUCUCUAUCGGUCAUCGAUUGACUGGCUGGAACGCCGUCAAGAGCCGAGUCAAGGACGCCACUGCCAAGAUUAAGGAGCUUGCCGACGUGCGAACGCAAUCCAUGGAGGAUGUUGACAUGAUUCUGCGUAUCUACCACACUGGUAUCCAGAACGGUGACCUCAAGGUCGGCCAGUCCGCUGUUCUCGACCGACUUCUCGAGAAGCACAUGCCCACAACAAGAGAUAACUCUCCCAGUGGCAAGUCUGUUGACACUGCAGGCAACCCUGCCAAGAGGGCUCGGGUCGGAGAACCCUCUGCUUAG
Cryptococcus wingfieldii CBS 7118 is the source of this 1440-nucleotide messenger RNA. RefSeq names its product homocitrate synthase, mitochondrial. Gene Ontology annotation, molecular function: homocitrate synthase activity. NCBI's taxonomy places the organism in Eukaryota, Fungi, Basidiomycota, Tremellomycetes, Tremellales, Cryptococcaceae. The coding region runs from base 1 to 1440 and encodes 479 amino acids. Gene Ontology annotation, cellular component: mitochondrion. The record is from RefSeq and is a predicted model, not a curated record. The transcript has 7 exons.